Messenger RNA from Papaver somniferum (opium poppy), 1086 nucleotides. Its product is annotated as cytochrome P450 86B1-like. Gene Ontology annotation, molecular function: heme binding; oxidoreductase activity, acting on paired donors, with incorporation or reduction of molecular oxygen; iron ion binding. The transcript is spliced from 2 exons. Bases 1 to 1086 code for a protein of 361 amino acids. NCBI's taxonomy places the organism in Eukaryota, Viridiplantae, Streptophyta, Magnoliopsida, Ranunculales, Papaveraceae. The record is from RefSeq and is a predicted model, not a curated record.
AUGACUGCAGAUACUUCCUCCAUCGAGUACAUUUUGAAAUCGAACUUCGUAAAUUAUCACAAGGGAGAGGCUUUUAUAGAUUUGUUUUCUGAUGUUUUUGGGAAUGGUUUUUUUGUUGCUGAUGGGGAAACAUGGAAAGACCAAAGGCUUGCGUUAACAUCAGUUAUGCACACUUCUUGGUUUAUAGAGUCUUCUCAUUCAGUCAUACAAGAUCUGGUGCACCAAAAACUUUUAAAGUUGAUAAAUAAGUCUGUAAAAUUAGAUAAAAUCAUAGAUCUACAAGAUUUGCUACUUCGAUUCACGUCUGACAAUAUCUACAUCACUACAUUCGGCAUUGAUCCAGGGUGUUUAUCCAUUGAACUUCCAGAUGUUCCUUUUGUUACGGCUUUCGAGAGAGCUGCAGACCUCUCAUAUUACAGGGUGUUCACUCCUACAUUUAUAUGGAAGACACUGAGAUUCUUCAGUGUUGGACCAGAGAAGAAACUCAAGGAAGCCAUCAGAAUAGUGCACAAGUCUGUUUCAGAGAUUGUUAAAAACAGAAAGAUCGAUCUCCACAAAUCAGGUUCUGUAAAUGAUCGGUCCGACGUAUUAUCGAGGCUCGUAAUUAUGAAAGACCCGGAGGAUAAACAAAACUUGAAUGAUAGAUUCAGUGACGACAUGCUAAGAGAUUUGUGUUUAAGUUUUAUUCUAGCUGGCCGAGACACAACUUCAGUGGCACUAGCAUGGUUCUUCUGGCUCAUAAAUGAACACCCACAUGUAGAAAGCCUAAUUCUCAACGAGAUCAAAGUAAUUAUAAGCCACAGGAAGUGUGACAGCGAAAACAUAAACGAAAUUGUGUUUACAGCGGAUGAGUUAAAGAAAAUGGUGCAUCUUGAAGCUGCUCUAUCAGAAACACUGAGGCUCUAUCCGUCUGUACCACACGAUAUCAAGGAGGCUAGAGAGGAUGAUGUACUGCCCAAUGGUACUGCUGUUAAAAAGAAAGAUUUGAUAGUCUACUCCAUGUACUCCAUUGGCCGAACUGAAGCUAUAUGGGGGAAAGACUGCAGGGAGUUCAAGCCAGAAAGGUGGAUAAAGAACGGGAAAUGA